Molecule: messenger RNA, 1732 nt
Organism: Beta vulgaris subsp. vulgaris (sugar beet)
Lineage: Eukaryota; Viridiplantae; Streptophyta; Magnoliopsida; Caryophyllales; Amaranthaceae
Exons: 2
Coding region: 568-1347 (259 amino acids)
Source: RefSeq, a predicted model, not a curated record
UUUGUGUAGUGCGUAAUGUAACAGAAAUACUGCUUUGGUGGUGAGGAGGUAUAAUUUGAUGAUGUAUAGGACAUGAAUUGAGAGUGCUUUACUUCUCGUACUUUCCAUGCUUUUUUUCAAUUUCUUUUCCAGACUGCUUCAUAUCUAGACACUCAUUUUCACCCGAGCAGUAACUUAUGGUAGCUUCUUUCAACUUUGAACUUUUCACUUUGAUUCAUUUCAUAUCCAAUAAUUAGACUAUUAGAGUGUUACUAGGAGUUUUGCAGAUCAUAUUCCAACUAAAGUAAAAGAUAUGAUAGUUGAGGAUCUAGGCUAAUACUAUAUAAGAAUUUGGUCUGUGACUGGUUUGUAACAUUGAAAGGGGCCUUUAAGUGCUCUUUUGAGUUUGUGUAGUUUAGUUCGUAAUGUGAAGAUUGGAGUGGAUACUUUUUAGAUUUUUACUAUCUUCUUAAUCAUGAUUUUCUUUGUUUCCUUCAAUAAUUUUGCUUUGUUUCUAUUAUUAUUGUUGCUAUUAAUUAGCUUGGUAAUUAAGAUUUUAUAUUCUUCAUGGUUAUGUUAAAUACGUAGAUGGCUUCAUCUAGUAAUAAAGAAGGGACGAAAGAGGUAUUUAAGUGGACUGAUGAGGACACUAUCAUCCUGUGUGAAGUAUGCCUUCAAUUCAUUAAAGACAAUGGUCGAUCACAAUGUUUCAAGUGGAAGGAAAUCCAAAUAGACGUGGAAAAAAAAAUUGGCCGUCCAUUUAGUAACUUGAGUAGUUGCAAUCAUAAAUAUGAUGCAAUGAGAAGAGAUUGGCGUAAUUGGACUAAAUUAAAAUCUUCGGAAACUGGUCUCGGGUGGGAUCCAAAUUCUGGAAAAAUUGAUGCAUCAGAUGAGUGGUGGCAAAGAAAAAUCAAGGAAAAUCCAGAUAUUAAAAAGUUUCGACACAGGGGUGUCAACUCAACUCUUGAAACUAAUUGGGAUAAAUUAUUUGGAGACUCGUAUGCAACGGGUGAAAAUGUUUAUGUACCUUCAAUGGACCACAUUGAAGACCUUACAGUAGGGAAUGAAAAUACUGAGGAAGAGUUUGUAGAAAAUCGUAGAGUUGAUGAUUUUACAACUGAAUUAUUAGAUGAAGGGAACUUUUUUCGAAAUUUUGUGGAACAAGCAAGAAAUGGUGCCACCUCAGGUAAUCGAGGAGGUGGUUCACAAGUAAUUAGUGAAGGUGCGGAUAAUGACAUGCAUUCUUCUAAGAAGCAACCUAUGACAAAGCAGAAUAGUGUACCGUUGAAGCGUGCAAGAAGGCAGUCUGCUGGAUCUGCCAUGUUGGCUAAGGAAAUAAGGAAAUGUCACAAUGUGUCAAACUUAUGAGUAAAAGCAGCUCUAUUGAUAGCAUUGAUCCAUCUAUGUCCACAAUCCCUGUAGCAAUGAAAAUGCUUAAUCGUAUGGUAGAAAAUUACGAAUUAGAAAAAUGUAGUGAUUUGUGGUUUUAUGCUACUACUGUAAUUCAGGAUCCUAGUAGUAGGGAAGUCUUCUUUAGUAUGGAGGAUGAUGAAACUAGGGUUAAGUGGUUGCAAUACUUGCUUAACGAGAAAAACAAGCAUUGAAGCUUCUUUAGUUUAAGACUAAUUUCUUAUUUGCUUUUACAUGUUUUUAUUGUGUUUGAAGUGUAUGGAUAAUAAGUUUCUUGUAUUUUUUUCUUUUGAGGAUGUAGUUGAAUUUAUAUUUCAUAUGAAUUUACUAAAAUCUUUGUUUA